Messenger RNA from Guyanagaster necrorhizus, 1044 nucleotides. RefSeq lists its product as uncharacterized. The transcript has a single exon. The record is from RefSeq and is a predicted model, not a curated record. Bases 310 to 834 code for a protein of 174 amino acids. Lineage: Eukaryota; Fungi; Basidiomycota; Agaricomycetes; Agaricales; Physalacriaceae.
CUUCUCCUGCUCAUUGAUGAUGAACUGUCGACCUCGAGGAAGCCAGCAGCAACAAUGUUGUUGAGCCUAGUACUCUGUCAAUCGUACCUUCAGCUCUUCUUGGUCUUAAAAGUGAGUUUGGAAUUCUGUUCUCAUUCUGAAAAGAAAUAAAACAGAACUUUGCAGAUAUGCCUUGCACACUUCCCGUGGUCGACUACGAUAUAUACGCGUGAGCCACAAGUAUGAAGGACGACCAUCCACUAAGCCAUCUGGGUACCAUGACGAGGACUUCGGAAAUGGGAGCGUAGAGUACUGGUAGAGGCGCAUACCAUGGGAGGUUGUGCUAAGGGUACGAAUGGCCUAUCAUCGCUGUCGCCGACUGCGAUGGGCCAGCCGAUGGCGUAUCUACGAAUGCGUUAUUGGUGGGUUCAUCGCGAACGACGCCGCGAUGGAGGGUCUUGUCGGCCUUCGACACAAGGGAGUCGAACCAGCAGUCAAACCUGGCGGGAUCUUUGGGUAUGUCCACGCGUGGAAGCGCCACUGGAUUCCAGUAAUGCUCUGCGCCAUCGACCCUCUUCCGCUCCAGGAGAUAUGUUAUCCAAGCCUCGAACUCUCCGGGGACACCAUGGCAUGGGACAUGUUCGUGCCUGUACGGCCGACACUCUGGUUGUUGGUGGAUUUACCCGGUGGGAUCUUUGCUCCGGAGUCCAUGUCGCUGCUAGUGGGCCUCUGCGUUACCGGCCUUCUCCUCUUCCAGACCAAAGGGAUCGAACCGGACGGGAUCACUGCGGCAAGGGGUGUUCUCGUAUAACUUCUCCGAAUGCUGACUCGGAUGUGAGGCCAUCCAUGCCAUGAAACUGUCGGGAGUGUCGUGAAUCGGAUCAGCAACACCAUUCGGAUGCGAGAGGGACUGCGACUGGUCGAAGAUGUUAUGAAAAGAUGUCGCGUAGAGUGGCUCAUACACAGCGUAGUUCGCCUGCUCUUUUUGAGUCCCACAUUCCUUUCAACGAUGAAAUGAUGUGCUCACCGAGGGUCUUCCCAUGUAGUCGAGUUCCAUAUCUUCUA